Molecule: messenger RNA, 1040 nt
Organism: Triticum dicoccoides
Lineage: Eukaryota; Viridiplantae; Streptophyta; Magnoliopsida; Poales; Poaceae
Exons: 2
Coding region: 29-802 (257 amino acids)
Source: RefSeq, a predicted model, not a curated record
AGCGUUUCCCACAAAGUGAGACCGUGAGAUGCCAGUCCGCCAUCCGAGGCCAUCGUCGUCGCUGGCGGCAAGUAGGGAUCCUUUGCGGUUAGCACGGCCCGCGUCUGGCGCGUCCAAGCCCGGGCCUAAGUUGUGGCAGCUGCUCCCAUGCCUAUGUUCCCCUCUGUUCGAGCUCAGAGAUGAUUCACUGGUGAGAUGCGGUCUGCCGUCUGAGGUCGUUGUUGUGGCCGGCGGCAAGGCGAGAGCUAUUGCGGAUAGCACCGCUUACGUCGGGGCGCCAAAGCCCGAUCCUAAGUUGUGGCAGCUGCUCCAUGUCGCUGUUCCCCGCCGAACAGCGUCGCGUGCUGCUCCAUGCCGCCGUUCCCCGCCGAACAGCAUCGCGUGCGGGGGCGGUCAGUUGGUACCCCAAGAUACAGCACAAGCUCGUGCAAACUCACUUGAAGUUUGGAGCUCGAUGCAAGCUCAAAGGGAGAGGAGCCGCCAUGGAUUUCUGUCCAGGGGCCGCCAUGGAGCCGAGCGGGAAGCGCGCUCCGGCCUUCCUCCGCGUCACCGGCGAUCCCCCUCCCCCUCCCAAAAAUCGCCACGUACGGAUCCGGGCCCUGCAAGCUCCGUCCGCUGCCUUUCUGCAUCGAACGCGAGCCCUCCCGGGCGGCGCAUAGUGAGAGCUUGGGAGCAUGGAGGAGAGGGGGAUCUGAGGCUUAACGGUGGUUCCUGGUGCUGUGCUCACCGGUGCCGACCAGCGGGCGUCGCGGCACCGGAUCGAGCAUCGCCGGGGUCGGUCGCCUCCUGGCGGCUGGGAUAGAGAGGUAAGGGAGAGCCCGCCACGGGGCUGGCUGGAGGUGGCCGCGGCGGCGCGAGGCGGGGCGGGCCGACGCGCGGCGGCGGCGGGGUCGCCGACGCGCGGCGGCGGCGUGGGGCAGGAGGUGGCGGCAGGCUAGGCUCGAGAUGGGAUCGAGGAGGCUGGGCUAUUUUUUUUCUUUUCUCUCCUCCAUACCGGUUCGGGCUGACUUAUGCCGAGGACUGCGGGUUAAUUUUUAUAA